AUGUUCAUGGCGCAUGAGGAGGCCGGCCUGGCCCUGGGCCUCUCCCUCGGCUCCGGCGCCGGGCACCACCACCACCUGCUUCAGCCGAAAGAAGCGGCGCCUCCGGAGCCGUGCCUGUCCCUGAGGCUGGCCGGUGCCGGCACGGUGAAGAGGGAGGAGGAGGAGAGGGCCCUCAUCUACUGCUCGGCGGCGUCGUCGGCCGCGGACGACCUGGUCGAGGGGUACAACAGCAGCGGUGGCGGCAGCCGGAAGAAGCUGAGGCUGACCAAGGACCAGACGGCGCUCCUGGAGGAUCACUUCAAGGAGCAGAGCACCCUCAGCCAUAAGCAGAAGGCAUCUUUAGCAAGGCAGCUCAGCCUCAGGCCAAGGCAGGUUGAGGUGUGGUUCCAAAACAGAAGAGCCAGGACGAAGCUGAAGCAAACGGAGGUGGACUGUGAGCUGCUGAAGCGCUGCUGCGAGACGCUCACGGAGGAGAACCGCCGCCUCCACCGUGAGCUCCAGCACCUCCGCGCCCUGCACCACCACCAACACCACCACCCAGCCGCCGCUUUCUUCAUUCCGUCCGCCGCCACGGUGGCCUCCGUUUGCCCUUCCUGCAGCGGUGCACCGCCUGCCCACGCCGCCGACCGCCCCGCCACGAAACGCGCCUUCUUCGCCUCCAAAUCCGCAGCCUGCUAG
Molecule: messenger RNA, 678 nt
Organism: Triticum turgidum subsp. durum (durum wheat)
Lineage: Eukaryota; Viridiplantae; Streptophyta; Magnoliopsida; Poales; Poaceae
Source: the annotation of a GenBank genome assembly